AACACACGUCCAGUCGAUACCGUUCGUCGUUAGAGUAACAUAUAAAGCCGUGUGUGUGUCCUUUGUUCGAGAAGCUUAGAAAGCGAGAUAAAAAAAAAAAAGGAACCAUGGAAGAAAAGAAAAUAACAGAAAUGGAGAAGAUAAUGAAUCUGAGCGCCUGCGACUUCGUAGCAGAAACGAAACAUCUCAUUAAAACCGACAAAUGUGGCAUUUUAAGCGUCUUUGUACAAGGAAAUACCCAGAUUAUCAGAGACAGAACUCCAGUUUUUCUUACCGUUCACGACAUGGGUUGUAAUCAUGCAGAAUUCCAUAACUUUGUGGAGCAUCCCUCUAUGGAAAAAAUAAGAGAACGUUCGGUGUUUUUACACGUCGAAAUACCGGGCCAAGAAUACGACGCUCCAGACUUGGACGAGAGUUUCAACUUUCCAUCUAUGCAAGAAUUGGCCGAAGAUCUCAUUUAUAUAUUAGAUUAUUUUAAUAUUAAGUAUGUUAUAACACUGGGAGAGGGAGCGGGAGCAAAUAUUCUUACGAGAUUUGCAAUGCUGUAUCCCAAUCGUGUGCUCGGAAACGUCUUGCUUCACUGUACUUCCACUGUUGCCGGAAUAAUGGAAUAUUUUAACGACAAGAUAAUUAAUUGGAAAUUGCAAACCGUGGGAAUGAAUCCUACGGCCGAGCAGUAUCUUGUAUUUCAUAAAUUUGGGGCCAUAUUGGAACAGCAAAUAGAAAAAGCCGAAGACAAAGACAAAGUUAUCAAUCUUUACAUCAAGAAAUUAAAAAGCAGACUCAAUCCUCGCAAUUUGCGUCUCUAUGUGGAUUCUUUUCUUAAUCGAAGUGACCUUUCUGGUGUUUUGAGAGAUAAAAUGAAGGUCGACACGUUACUAGUAACGGGAGCUAAGGCUUCUCACGUCCAUACCGUUCAUACCAUGCACACUCACAUGGAUCCUAAAUGGACAACUUUGCUCAAAAUUGAUGACGUUGGUGAUGUAAUGAAUGAAGUGCCGCAUCGUCUGGCACACAACAUUUUGCUCUUCUCUCAAGGACUUGGACUACUGAGUGCUCUUUCGAUUUCUCGUCAAUCUUCGUUACUCUCCUGUUCGUGAACGACUGGAAAGAGAUCGUACAUUAAUAGUUUUGCUAUGAAUUUUAGCUGAUUUUUUGUCAUUGCAUUCUAGAAUACUAGAAAACAAAAGAUCAAAUUGUUUUUUUUUUCUUUAGAAAAAAAUUCUAAAUGCCAAAAAAUUAAGAUUUUUCCCCCCAAUAGAAACAUUUUUUAAUAGUUACUUGUUUCGGACCUCUAAAGAUAAUCUAUUUACAGUAUGUUAUGCAAAAAUAAUUCAAAUAUUGCAUUAUUAAGAUUGAUGUAUUUGCAAAAGGUAUAUUAUGUGUUAAUUGUAUAGCGAUAACAUAGAAUACUUUUGCACAAAAUAUGUUAAUAGUUAAUUCUUGCAAUUUGCAGAGAAAAUAGCUCUUGUUAUCAUCAAAAUGUUACAAGUUUUAAACACAGUAGAUGUCUAACUGUUCACGUUGUCGUCUGUUUUUAUUGCAAACAGAAAUUUGUUACGAACGGCAUCAAAGUUGUGGCUUUAAUAUGCUUUCCUAUAAUUUAUGAUCAAACUUUCAUUGAUAUUUUUUACAUUUUUAGUAUAUUGUACAGCGAUAUAAUUAACUAAGAAUUUUGUGGUAUUUUUUUUUGUUUUUCUUUAAUAUAUACAUUUAUACUAUAUACAAUAAAAAAAGGAAAAAAAAAAAAA
Messenger RNA from Centruroides sculpturatus (bark scorpion), 1751 nucleotides. RefSeq lists its product as uncharacterized. The record is from RefSeq and is a predicted model, not a curated record. The transcript has 14 exons. Gene Ontology annotation, biological process: signal transduction. The coding region runs from base 108 to 1100 and encodes 330 amino acids. NCBI's taxonomy places the organism in Eukaryota, Metazoa, Arthropoda, Arachnida, Scorpiones, Buthidae. Gene Ontology annotation, cellular component: cytoplasm.